Spirodela intermedia is the source of this 7575-nucleotide messenger RNA. NCBI's taxonomy places the organism in Eukaryota, Viridiplantae, Streptophyta, Magnoliopsida, Alismatales, Araceae. The record is from the annotation of a GenBank genome assembly.
AUGUCUGAUGCUGGGAUCAAGUACAUCCCCAGCAACACCUUCUCAUUCUACGACCAGGUGCUUUACACCACGGCAAUACUUGGGGCUGCUCCUGACAGAUAUGGCUACACUGGUGGAGAGAUUGGACAUGACAUCUACUUUUCCUUGGGUAGGGGUAAUGCCAAUCUGCCUGCUAUGGAGAUGACCAAGUGGUUCGACACUCACUACCAUUUCAUCGUCCCUUAACUUGGGCCAAACACAAAGUUCUCCUACGGCUCCCACAAGGCUGUGUCUGAGUAUAAAAAGGCCAAGGUGCUUGGGGUGGAUACUGUUCCAGUGCUCAUUGGACCUGUGAUUUACCUAUUGCUCUCAAAGCCAGCAAAAGGAGUUGAGAAAUCCUUCUCCCCUCUUUCUUUGCUGCCAAAUGUUCUCCCUGUAUACAAGGAAGCCAUUGCUGACCUUAAGGAAGCAGGUACCUCUUGGAUCCAGUUUGAUGAGCCGACACUCGUGUUGGAUCUGGAUGCCCAAAAAAAUAAAAUAAAAUCGGAAGCUUUCAUCCAAGCUUAUGGGGAGUUAGAAUCUUUCUUCUCUUGCUUGAAUGUGCUUAUUGAGACCUACUUUGCUGAUGUUCCUGCUGCAGCAUACAAGACUAUGACGAGCUUGAGUGGCGUCUCUAGAUUUGGGUUUGAUCUUGUCCGUGGAACCAAAACGCUGGACUUGAUUAAGAGCGACUUCCCUGCCAACAAAUACCUUUCCCAGGAGUUGUUGACAGAAGGAACAUUUGGGCUAAUGACCUCGCUGCUUCCCUCAGCAUUCUUGGAUCUCUUGAGGCCAUUGUAGGCAAAGACAAGCUUGUUGUUUCUACCUCGUGCUCGCUCCUGCAUACUACUGUGGACUUGAUUAAUGAGUCUAAGUUGGACGAUGAAAUCAAGUCAUGGUUGGCUUUUGCUGCACAGAAGAUUGUGGAGGUCGAUGGUUUGGCCAAGGCAUUGGGUGGUCAAAAGAAUGAGGCUCUACAACCUUGGGACAUGUCACAGGUGUUUGGUGCUAUCAUAUUCAUGGUGAUCUGUCUUUGGGGCAUGACAACAUCAGAGGAGCCAAAGGUGUUGGCGAAUCCACAACCUCAGUGGUGGUCAUCUGUGAUUACCACCAAAGGAGAGUUGCUGCGACAAUAGAUCUUUGUCAUCACCAACAAGUGAAUGUUCAGAGGGUGAGAUUUUUUGUCAUCACCAAUUUAGUCAAGAUGAAUUUUUCAAAGUUCAUCUUGAGGGGGAGUGAUGGUAGUUCUAGGUCGUAGGGAAAUAGUGGAAUUAGUUGAGGGUGUUUUGGUAAAAGUUGUGUAUCAUUGCUCCCUAUAUAAUGGGGGUUACAGUUGAAUGAAUCUUGAGGUGGUUUCUGCCAUUCUCCCCUUUGUCCUUUGUGACGAGUUUGUUUUUUCUAUUUCCAACAGUUAUGUAGGACCAUUGGAAGUAUAAGGGCUUGUAAGGUCAUCUGAAUUUGGAUCUUCAUCACCAUAAAGGAUUCAAAUACCAUGUUAAUAGAGAAAUUAUAUGAAUAUGAAAGCACCCAUAAAUGAUCAUGUUCAAUGGAAGUUUCACCCUACAGAUAAUUAUGUUCCACUGUUUUUGUUCAAUUCCACAGCAUUGCAAAUACGUGGGUUUGGUUUCAAGAAAUUUGAUUGAAGUUUCUGUUGGUGUCUGAGCUCAAUUCCACAGCAUUGCAAUUUGAUUUGAUUGAAUAAGUUUUGAUAUGAACAUGAUAACUUGAGCGUGGAGAUUUUCCUAUUUUCCUAUGAAGUUCCAGUGUUUGAGCUUUGCUAAAAUCAAUUGUAGCAAGCCAAAUGUAGUAUAUCAGUAAAGCUAUGCUACUGGAAUUGGGGUGUAUUGUUGUGUCUUUGUACAAUUUUUACUAGUACUUUUAUGAUCCUAAUCCCCAAUACGUGCUGCAUUGGUGUUGUUGCCUCUGAAGGAGAUUUGUGAAGCUGAUUCUAUCCUAGUCACGAUAGAACCAGGUUUUUAGUUUCCAAAUCCCAGCGAAACAUUGAGAGGGUCAAACCCUGAUUAUCUCCGUGUAGUGACUGUUCCUUGCUAAGUCAUCAUCUCCUUGAGUGAAGUAGAACAAAAACACUCAACAGUCAAGGCGUCGUUGCUAUAGAUAGGAUUUUGCCUCGGUCUGGUUUGCAAGGCAGAAUUAAACAUCACACAAUCUGGUGCUCGCAUGAACUGGUUGGCCGUUGGGAUCCUACCUUCGGACAUGGGCCUCAGACAUUAGCUUGUUACUAUUUUUCAAAUGACUCCCUCUUCCGCAGUCAUUCUAUUGCAUGCCCUCAUCCUGUGAAUUUCUCCACAUGUAUGCCCUGGAUGUGAAUCUCUCUCUCUCUCUCUCUCUCUCUGACUCCCUCUUCAACAUCUGGUUGCAUCAAGUAGCAACAUCUGCUUUGGACACUUAGGGCCCUGUUGUUAGAGCAGUCGCAUAAUAUUGUGCUAACGGAAUGCCUGAUCGAGGUGUAUUCCAAAACCCUUGAGUAGGUACAUAUUGAAACGCCAUGUGUGCCCCUUUCCUAAGCAACCUACUACAGCCAGAGAAUGUUACAACACACUACGCAUGUACUAAAAUAAAAAUAAAAAUAAAGUAUGUGUGUUAAAUAAAAAUUAUGUUGCUGAUGACAAACAUAGAUAAGAUCAACUAGAAUAUCAAACAUGGUCAUUGAUCACAAACUUGAUUUAUCAUUAAAUGUUUUCUUACAUAUGAGUUUCAUUUUAAUUCAAUAUUAAAUUAUAUGUAUUAUAAAUAAUAAUAUAUAAUAUUUAAAUAUUAAUUCAAGAAAACAAUUGUGACAUAUAAUGCUGAAUUCUAAAAUCUGGUAGAUUUCACAUUCUAAAUUAUUAUUUUACGUAUGAUUGUGGAAAUUACUAUACUUGUAGAAAUCACUAUUGUGAAAAAGUAAGGUUGAUUAUUAUUGUGAAAAAGAUCUCUUGAAGUAAAAUGUGACUAUAAAUAUUUACCUAAUCUACUAUUAUUAAUGAUGCUUAUGUUGAUGUCCUUUGUUUUGAUAUUUGAUGUUACCUAGUUGUUAUAUAUUAAGUCACACAAAUUUAAAAUUUAUAUAGCUAGAAAACACUAAUUUUUAGAUUUUUAAAAUUAUUUACAUACAAAUAUAACACUUUUAAAUCAAUAAAGAAUUCUAAAAAUUGUGAGAUUUUUCGAAGUUGACCUUAAGGAUGUACGUUAAUAUCAUGAAAUAUUAUCAAUUUGUUCACAAAGAAUACCAUUUCAUAUGAUUUUUAGACUAAAAGAUCAUAAACAAUCUUUUUGAAAACUAAAAAAAAGGAAAUUGAGAUGCUAACAUCAUGCUGACAUCAUGGUGAGAUAUGUAAAUGUCUAAUAGAUCAUAAUGGAGUAAAGAUGAAUUUGAAAACUUAUAUUCAAACAAAACUAUCAUUAAUCUAAAUAUUUAAAAAAUAUAAAUAAAGAAAAUAGAGUUUUAAUGUUACGACAAUAAUUAUUAGAAUUUUGUAUGUUCAAAAGGUUUUCUAAGUGUUCAUAACCUUGAAGGCUCUAUUUAGACAUACAAGUGAUAAUUAUAAAUUAGUAGUAUUUAUGUAGUAAUAUCUUAUAUAUAGAUGGUAAUUAAUGAGUAGAUAAUACUAUUAUAUGUGUUACCAACUCAUUAUGACAUUUAUAAUAUUUUAUCAUUUAAGUCUUAAUAUAUAUUAUUUUAGUUAUUUUAUUUAUAUUAUGAGACUAACCCUACUUGACUUUUAUGAAGUUAAGUGAUAAUUCUCUCACAUUUUCUUGAUAAUUAUUUAAGUUCAAAGAUUUAAAUGAGUUCUUAGUAUGAGUUAGAAGUAAUGGAAGAAGUCCAAGCCUUCAACCCAAUAAAAAGCUUAAGUCUUAUGGAGAGGGCCGACUUAAUAUAUUUAUGAGCUCAAGAGAGGACAUCACUUUGGCCUAGCCCAUUUGGAGUUCAAAUAGUUAUCAAGAGAUAAGAUCUAGGCUGUCCAUCUUUAGGCAUCUUAAGAUGAGGUUAAGAGAAGGAUUAGAGUACUGCCCUCAUGGAAUUAAUUUUAACCAUCCAUUAGAGGGGCUUAACUCUCGAGAAGAUUAAGACAUCUCGCCCCCCUCUUGGAGGGGGCUUUUUGGCUCUCUUUCUAGUAGUGGCUAGUGGAAGAAAAUAGGAGGAAAAUCAAGACUUAAUCAACGACAUUCUCGUGCCCAAGAUUAUCAUGGAGAAUAAAUUACCUAGAGUGUAUUAUGGAUCGAGCAUCACUUGGCCUAGGACUGGCGCACAACGAGAUUUGUGCAAGAUUUUGAUUUGAAGAGUCUUUGUAAUCCUCUUCAUAGAUAGAUUAACUUUUAAUUCGAACUAAUUUUAUCAUUUGUUCCAUCAUUCUAUUAUAUUAGAUCUAUUCUCUCCUCUUUUCAUACUUUUCAUAACUCUUGUCUUCACCAUUUUACAUUUAAUUCCGUCCUUCACAGUCUCACGUAUAUAUAUAUAUCUAUAUAAGAAAUACAAUAAGUAAAAUUUGUACUUUCAUUGUCCAUGCUCCUUGAGGAUCGACCCUUACUUAUUCUAAAUAGAAGAGUGAGGUUUUAUAAAUAUUAUUUGUAUGAACUUGAUUGUAUCACGAUGGCGUAUUUAACCUCCAAUUCGAGUUUAUUAACAAGGCUUGGGCAUUGUCUAUAUUCUUAUGAAAUGUUUAAAAGGUGAAUAAAGGCAUUGAUGAAGUGUCUUCAACAACUAUUACCUUGUGAAGUAGAAGUUGGUGAAAAUAAUCAUUUAGUGACUAUCACCAAAUGGAACUAAGAUUGAUAGAAGUAGAGAGCAUCUUAUGGAGCUUCAUCCUCAAAUCCAUGCAGCAAGAUAACUCUCUUAUCGCAAAUGAAACCUCUAAAGAGAUAAUGACAAAUCUUUUAGUAAAUCCCUUUACCUUUGAUGAUGACUCAUUCAUCUCCUCAUAGAGAAUUGAGGUGAUCUAAUCAUUGCAUAAUAAAUCACUCAAACUUUAAAUUUAUAAAAUUAGAAAAUACUAAUUUUUAGAUUUUUAGAAAUAUUUUAGCACAAAAAAAUUAUUUUUAAUUUAUCAAAAAAAAUUAAAAAUAAUAUAUAUUUUUUAGGUUGAUCAUAGUGAUGUAAGAUAAUAUCUAGUAAAAUUUUCAUCAAAGAAUACAACUUUUUAUGAUUUUUAGACUAAAUGAUGAAGAUAAAAUAUAUUGAAAAAUCUAUGAAAAAGGAAAAUUUAGGUGCAAACAUUAGGAUGAUGUCAAUGUAUUGACAAAUGUGAUUUGAAUAGAAAUGGAGUUUCGUUAGACAAUUCUUAUGGAAAUAAUUAUAAACACUUUAAUUAAUAAAAUUAAGAUUUGUAAAAGCUAGAAUAAUCGUAAUUAAAUGAAGAAUACAUUAGAAACUUGAAAUCACAUAAAAUUUCACUAAUUUAAGUAAAAAUUAAAUUGAAAGUAUGAAAGUCAGAGUUCCAAUUUCGUAGUAACUAUUAUCUAAAUUCUAUGUUUAGAAAGAUUAUCAUGUGAUAUCCAUAGCCUAAAAGGCUCUCUUUGAAUAUGAACGAUGUGGGCAAUCUCUAAUUAUUCUUGUAAAUUUUAAAAAUUAAUGAAAUGAGUCAACGAAUCAUCUUCAGCAACUAUCACCCGAUAUAAUAGAAAUACAAUGACUUUUGGAUCUCUAGCUGCUAUCACUUGACAUAGAUAAGCUAGAUGGAGGUGGGAGCAUAUUUUAGAGAGUUUUAUCCGCAAGUCCAUGUAACAAGAAGUUGAUCUUCAUUGCAUCUAGUAUGCUCUCAAAAGGUGGUGACUCGUCUCUUUUUGACAAUAGCUCAUUCGUCAAUCAAUCAUAGAUGAUUUUCUCGAUAGAUUCGUGAUCUUUUUAUCCAUAAUUAUUCAAUAGCUGAUAAUGAUGCUUUGUGAAUUACAUUGAUGAUAUUUUCUAUUAAUGAUUGAGUGAUUAUGACGCUUAAUCAUUGAUUGGUGCUCUACAUAAUAAUCACAAUUUAAUUAGAUAAAAAUAUAAAGUUUGACUCUAAUGAGAUUCAAACCCUUGUUAGUUGCUUGGUUGUGAUAGAUAAAUAAUAUGAAUUACCUACAUACCCUUACCUAGUGAUGUCAUGGAGGCAUUUCCUUCUUAUAAAACAAAGGUAUUUUUGGUACUAAAUUAUUGAAAAACUAUUAGUGAGCAUUGGCAUAGGUUUAGUCUCACAUCAUCUCUUUUUUGAGUUUUGAGAUAAAUAUAUAAUAAUAUGUCUUCUCGUGACUUCGUUGAUGAUGUAGAAGUGGAGUGAUUCACACAUGCCCCCAACUUUUCCUUAGUCACUCGAGCCCUUUGCUCAUGGCUUUGCUCGAUUGUGUUUGCAGCCCGCUAGUGGGUCCAGUUGACCAGCGGGUCCCCCGACUAUACUUUUGACCUACUUGCAGGCCCAACUACUAGCAAGUCCCUUCUUUUUCUAUAUUUUUUAUUUUAUUUUUUAUCUCUCUUUAUUUUAUCCCAAAAAUAUACUUAUACAAAUUAUAUAAAUUCACAUAAAAUCAAAUAAUUAGCUAAAAAAACAUAUUAAUCUACUAAAACCCCCUUUUUUUACUUUAACAUAAAUAUAAAUUUAUUUAUCAUGAGUUAAGGUUUAAGAUAUAUUAUUAAUUAAUUAUUAACUCAUGAUAAUGAAAACUUAUCAAGAAUCAUUUUCCCCUGGAAACUCAUGAUUUUUCUAUUUGAACUCUUUAGUCAUGCAAUGGAAGAUUCAUAAUUUUCAUUGAUAAAAAUUCCAUCGAUGAUCGACCAUUUUUCUUGGUUUUUCCUUUUGACUAUUUUCCUACAAAAAAAUUACAGAAUCAAAAUAGAAGAAAACAUGAAUUUUGGCAUUGGUGAGCUUCAAACCUCUACUGAUCACCUAGUUGCAUAGGUGAAGCCACACAAAUUUCUAUUAUACUCUUGAAAUAAUGAACAUAUGAAUGCGCUACCUUCUCUUUACAUAGGAGUAUUUUCAUCAUUAAUUUAGUCAAUGAGAGUUGUCAACGAUUUAGUCCUAAUAAGUUGUUCUAUGGGGUUUUAGAUCUAUAUAAGUUUGGGCUAUCUCAUGUAUUUGAUUCCUUCUCCCAAAGAAAAAUGGCCAGGAUGACAAAAGAGUGAAGUGUAGAUGGGUGGUCCCCCCUCACACAACACACAUGUGAUGAGAUGAUACCUUGCCCCAUGCAUGGGUUCCUGACGUGACUCAGUCGUUGUAUAUUAAAUCACGCAAAUCUAAAAUUUAUAAAACUAGAAAAUACAAAUUUUUGGAUAUUUAGAAGUAUUUCUGAAUAAAUAUAUCAAUUAUAAUUCAAUAAAACUUCCAAAAAUAGCGGUAAUUUUCCAGGUCGAUCACAGGGAUGUAAUAUAAUAUAUGGUAAUUAUUCAGAAUUUUUCUCAAUGAAUCCGAUUUUCUAUGAAUUGUAUACUAGGAAAUGAAAAGGAAAUAUAUUUAAAAUUCACGAAAAAAAGGAAAUAAGGGUGCGGAUGUCAGGAUGAUGUCAGCACCCGGCGAACGCGAAUCGGGCGGAAACAGAGUUUCGCCCGGUGAUUCUUACGUAAGCGAUUACAGACGAUUUAAUUAA